Messenger RNA from Mya arenaria, 2243 nucleotides. Its product is annotated as prion-like-(Q/N-rich) domain-bearing protein 25. The transcript is spliced from 15 exons. Lineage: Eukaryota; Metazoa; Mollusca; Bivalvia; Myida; Myidae. The record is from RefSeq and is a predicted model, not a curated record. The coding region runs from base 132 to 1583 and encodes 483 amino acids.
CUAGCGAUGGCGCCAUGACGAUCAAACAGAAAACAUUUAACAAGUAUAAAGAUACAACCGAGAACCCAAUAUGAUCAGUUCUCCGGGUUUAGUUGUGUGAAGAUCUUAGGACUUAUAACUUUUAAGCCAUCAUGACGGGGGCAAGACUGCUUGGUCUACUGGCGGUGCUAUGUGCGUUCGUAGGAACAAUACAAGCAGUUGCACUGGACGGUGCCUGCACGAAAGACUUGGAUUGUUCGUGUACAGACGCACAAGCCACGUGCCAGAAUGCGCUGUGUAAAUGCUCUUCAGGGUACACAGCAGUCAGCGGAGCAUGCAAAGCCGAUAUCGGCACAACCUGUGACGCAACAGCAGACUGCGACACGACAACAGUGACUGGCACGGUGUGUGACACAACAAUGACGUCACCAGUUUGUAAGCUAGGUUCUGCAGCAGAUUGCACCAACAACCAAAAUGACUGCGUUUCUAACUCCGCCUGCACCUCAAAUGCUUGCGCUUGCACGACGACCACACACAUAGAAGAAACAGCGACAAAAUUGUGCAAGAAAGAUAUCGGGCAAUCCUGCACAGUUUCUUCAGAUUGCGUUAUGAAUGAUCUAAAGGCCGUAUGUGACACAACUGUAGCAUCUCCUAUCUGCCAAUUAGGAGGAGCUGGUGACUGCACUGCGGGGGACACCUGUAUGAAUCAGGCAACGUGUACUGGUAAUGCAUGUGUAUGCGAAGCCACCAACUACCCGGCUGAUGCCAACACUUUCAUCUGCAGAGGAAUUGCCGGUCAAGCCUGUAGCACGGACGCUGGAUGUGCUGAAUAUUCUGAAUGUACAAGUUCGACAUGUUCCUGUAUGACGGGUUACGUUGAGCAGACCGACAAGUCCUGCCUCCCGGGUGUUGGAACCGCAUGUUCUGCCACGCUUGCCUGUGACAUAACCGCAAAUGCCAACGCAGUUUGUGACAACACGAAUGUUUGCAAGAUCAAGUCAGGCCAAGCCUGUACUGCAAGCACUGACUGUGUGUCCGGGGCGGCUUGCAGCACCAAUUGUGCAUGCAGUACGGGGUAUACAGUAGACGGAACACCAGCGUUAUGUUUAGGAGAUGUUGGCACCUCAUGCUCAUCGAACGCCGAUUGCGACCAAGUAACUGAUGCUUUAGUCUGUGACCUCACGCUUACAUCUCCUGUUUGCAAAAAGAAAAUCGCUGAUUGCUCAACUACUACUAACUGUGUUGCAAACAGCGAGUGUCCGACCACUACCACAUGUGCCUGCUCUAGCACCUACACGUUGGACACAGGAACACAGAUGUGCGAAGGAGCGAUUGAGGCAACGUGUGAUACAAAUGCGGACUGCGACGCUGCUUCAAACCUUGUUUGCGAUACAUCUUCGAGUAAAUGCAAGAAAGGUAUAACUAUAGCUUGCACUGCUGAUCAAUGUAUGACCAACGCAGAAUGUUCCUCAUGUGGCACGUGCCAGUGUUCCUCGGGAUACACGUAUAGCACAACGAACUUAGUCUGCGAGGGCUCAAGCGCAACAGCAGCAGUCUAUUCAACCCUGAUGUUGAUGAUCUGCUUCUUGAUAACCAGAGUUUAACAGCAAUACCAUCAACUGUAACAGCAAUACCAUCAACUGUAACAGCAAUACCAUCAACUGUAACAGAAGUAUCAUCAACUGUAACAGUAGUACCAUCAACUUUAACAGCGGUGUAAUUACCUGUAACAGCAAAAGUAUUGCCAACAAUUGCAUCAUCAGUGCUGACAUGAAAAGACAUUAUGUGGACAAAUGGUUGCAUUUUUACUAAAAAUAUCUAUUAGAUGAUACAAAAUAUGAAGUAAGAACGAGAAGUGCAUACAAUAAGAUAAGUGUUUACAUCCUUCAAGAGCUGUGUCACGAGCAACAUCUUAACCAAACACUUGUUACAUAAAUAAGCAUCGUUCUAUUUAACCAUAAUAAACAAAUAUGAAAUAUUCCAUUAUUUAUAGCUAUAUUUUUAAAGAACAGUUCAGUGUUUUUUUUUCUUUAACCUAUAUACAGUGUUUGAUUUUUAUAACCUUCUGAUGUGCAAGCGGAAUAACGUAAUGGUUUGAGGACACAAACCACGUGAUAUCUAUUAGUAAAACUUGCAGUAUCAUUACAAUGUAAUGAAAUUGUGUUUAAAUAGGUGUCAUUUUGUGGUUUAAAUGAAAAUCAUUUAUGUUUUGAGGCAUGUACGUCAACUAGUUCGAGUGAAAAAUAAAUAGAUUAAGAAAACAA